This is a messenger RNA of Salvia hispanica, 1146 nucleotides long. The record is from RefSeq and is a predicted model, not a curated record. Lineage: Eukaryota; Viridiplantae; Streptophyta; Magnoliopsida; Lamiales; Lamiaceae.
AUGGAUUCCAAUCUCCUCAACCACGACAUUGUAACAGAAAUCCUCUUGCAUUGUCCAUUCACAUCCCUCUUGAGAUUCCGAAGUGUCUGCAAAUCAUGGCGCGAUCACAUCGAUUCUAAACCUUUCAGAAAAUCGCACAUUCAGCACCAUGCCGGCGACAGCGACAGCGACGACGACACGCUACUCGUGCAGUUCAGUUUACGAGAAGACGGAGUUCCGGAACUGUCAAUGUUUAACGGCAAGCUGCACAACAACUCCCUGCCAGCUUCCCAGGAAAUCCUGGACUACCAUCUGAAGCUUGGCCUCGACCCCACGGAUGCAGUCCAACGUGCUGUGAUCACCGGGCCUUCUAACGGCCUGAUCUGCAUCUACUACAGGGCCACCGACGCACCCAUUGCAAUAUGCAACCCUAGUUUAGGCCUCAUCACUAUCUUGCCACCAAACCCUAUUUCAAUGUUGUUUGAACCAAAUCAUCGUCACAGGUUGUGCAACAACCACGGGAUUUGGUUCGAUGAGGUUGCACAAGAUUAUGUAGUGGUGCAGCUGUUUUCGUGCUACAAAAUCGGUUACUACUUACACGCGUCGGUGUACUCAAAAGCGACGAAUUCUUGGAGGGGGCUGACCGUCGGCGGCAGCGAUAUUAUUGCUCAUGAUUUGUGUGUUGUCUCUCCUAUAAAUUCUCAGUGCAAGAACGGCUCCUUCUCGCACUGGAUAGCGUUUGACAAGGACGAUAAUGAUGUGAUUGUGUCGUUCGACUUCAGGAACGAGGGUUUACGUAUCUUGGAGAUGGCAGACGUGGAGAUUGUAAAGAGGUAUGGGUAUAUGAAGAUUUUUGCAGAGGGUGAUGACUCUUUUCUGGUGUUCAGUGCCGGUGAUCAGGAAGAUCCUAAGUGGUUGAACAUAUUUUGGUUGAGAGUUGAAGAGAAUAGGCUGCAGUGGGAUCGGAUGAAGAGAAUUGGACCAUUUGAUGGCCUUGUCAUAACCAAGGCUUUGGCUUUGUGUGAGAUGGGUUGUGUUGUUUUGAAGGCUAAGACUGGGUGUUUAGUACUUUAUGAUUAUUGUAAUAACAAAUGUGUUAAAUGUUUCGAGAUGAAGACGAAAAAGCUCAAGAUUUUUGAGCAUAGAGGAAGCUUUGUUUUGCCUUAG